Messenger RNA from Rosa chinensis, 1659 nucleotides. Its product is annotated as formin-like protein 13. The record is from RefSeq and is a predicted model, not a curated record. The transcript has a single exon. NCBI's taxonomy places the organism in Eukaryota, Viridiplantae, Streptophyta, Magnoliopsida, Rosales, Rosaceae. Bases 1 to 1659 code for a protein of 552 amino acids.
AUGGAAGAAGACGAAGAUAAUAUGUCUCCACCUUUCUGGCUCCGGCAGCAACCCAACACUCCCCGGCGCCGCCUCCGCCGCUCCACCUCCUCCCUCCUCUUCAGCUCCGGCGCCUUCAUCCUCCUCCUCCUCGCCGUAGCUCUUGCCUUCAUAUUUAUCAUAGUCCCAUCUGUGCAUUCCUUUACUUCUCAGAUAUUCAGACCCAACAUGGUGAAGAAGAGCUGGGACUCCCUCAACUUUGUCCUCGUCCUCUUUGCCAUUGUCUGCGGCUUCCUCGGCAGAAACACCGCCGGUAACGACGACGACGGCGAUGGCAGCGGCGUUCCGGCUACUGCUGCUGCUGCUCAGCCGCAAGAGGUGGUCAAAUCAAUCCCGUCCACGCCGCGUCAGUGGUACGAGUAUUCAGAUCCGACGGUGUACAAUGAUCGUGUUGUUAACAGAGUGGGCUCCAUGAGAAGCAGCAGCUCGUACCCUGAUCUCCGACAAGACUCCGAGUGGAUCGCCAGAGAUGACCGGUGGCGAUUCUACGACGAUACCCACGUCAGCAACUACCGGGUUCCGGACUCCGAUCGGGUCCGGCAACACCGCCGUCGGGCGUCCUGGCACGAAGCAUAUGAUGCGAGUAGCACCAAGAAUAUUCCGGUGGACACUUAUGUGAUCCGUACGGAACAAGCUUCUCCAUCAUCUACACCAACAUCCGAGGAGUCUGUUGUUCUGCCGCCGGUAUCGUCGCCUUCUCCGCCGUUAUCUCCGCCGCGGAAGUCGAAGAGGACGUACCAAGCUGUUGGGGAGAAAGAGAGCAGAAAUGAUGAUUCGGAUGUGAAGAGUAAUUUCCGACAGCCAGCGCCUGUACCGGCUUUACAAUCGGCGGCGUUGCCGGAAUAUGAAGAAGGGGAGAAAAAGAGAGGGAAGAAUGUGAAGAAGAGAGGAGUUGCCACUACUAAAGAGUUCUUGAUAACUUCACUGAGGAGGAAGAAGAAGCAGAGACAAAAGAGUGUCGAAAAUUUCGAAACUCUACUCAACUCUGCUGCGGCUUCUUCUUCAAUGCCUCUACAUCCUCCGCCGCCUCCGCCACCCCCACCGCCGCCUCCACCGUCAGUCUUCCACAGCUUGUUUCAAUCAAAGAAACCAAAACCCAAAAAAUCUCAUCACUCAAAUUCACAGCAACCACCGCCGCCGGCGGUCACUUCCGCCACUCGACUUUCGAGGACCAAGGCCCAAGUCAGCCCCAUGAUGACGGCCCAGAAGCCGCCAUUGCCGGUCAAGGUGAAGAGCUCCAACAUUAUAGAAGAUGAUAAUGCAAACAGCGGAGGGGACUCACCACUAAUGUCACGCAUUCCUCCGCCGCCGCCAUUGCCGCCGUUCAGAAUGCCGGAGCUGAAGUAUGCGGUGCACGGCGAUUUUGUUAGAAUCAAAAGCAACAGCUCAAGAAGUGGGUCGCCGGAUUUAGAUGAUGGAGGUGAGGAUUCGCCGACCAGUGAGACUAGCCCAUUGAGUGGAAAUGAAUCGCCGGCGAGACCCACAUUCUGUCCGAGCCCAGAUGUGAACACGAAAGCUGAUACCUUCAUUGCGAGGUUCAGAGCUGGUCUGAGGUUGGAGAAGAUCAACUCUGUGAAUGAGAGGAGGUCUAAUUUGGGCCCGGAUUCGAGGGAAGGAUGA